CUGUGUGUAGUUGAAGUGGUCACCUGUCCUGAUGGAGCCAAUGUUGGUGCUCUUAUUUCUGGUGGUGUGUUGGUGUCGUGGUGGCCUCGGUCUGGUGGUGUACACGGGCAUCACCCUCGACGACGCCUCCCCCCACACCGAAACUCUCCUCCAGCGCCUCGACCCCUCCGUCACCACCUCUCGCGGCACCUUCUUCGUCGAUACCAACACCGUCCAUAACAUCUUCAUCAACCCGUACACCACCCAGCCAGUGAACCCCCAGUCUGCAGUACCCAGCGCCGUCCAGACCCUACCUGUGAACCUCAAAACAGUCCAGAACCUCGUCAUAGAUCCCAAAACACUCCAGAACUUGAGGGCGACUGAAGGGGAUGCCACAGUAAUUGAUUAUCAAAGACGUUCCCAAUCAUCAUCAGCGGCAGCAUCAACACCUGACGGCAUUCAACCCAACCAAGAAAAUGACCCCAACGUGUCGCCAUACUGGACUGACCCUGAAGGCCGCCGCCCGAGCAAGGCACCGCCCACCACCCACGAUGACCUGACCCCACCUCUUCCAACCUGCAGAGAGGUACCUGUGGCGUGCAACUCAUCUGCCAGGUAUCGGAGCAUCUCGGGGCGCUGUAACAACCUGCUCUACCCUCACCUGGGCUCCCCCGGCCAGCCUAUGCCCCGCGUCCUCCCACCUGUGUAUGACGCCGGGUUGAUGAGGACUCGGUCAGCAGUAGGAGGUCUUCUGCCUAACCCGAGGGAGGUGAGCUUGGUGGUGAGGGAGGCGCCCACAGGCCCACCCACCUCACACAACCUCCUCUUCAUGCAGAUAGGGCAGUUCAUAGACCACGAUCUGGCCCUCAUCUCCAUCAUCACAGGUGCGGAUUCGACCCCGAAGAAGUGUGAGGCCUGUAGCAUGUGGAGGGACGACCCGGCCUGUGCCCCAAUCCCCAUCCCUCAAGACGACUCUCACCUCCAGCCACAGGAUCUCUACUCCGGCCAGCGCAGGUGCCUCAGCUUCGUCAGGAGUGGUGCUGUGGGUGGGCGUGACAUGCAGGGGCUGCCCACACUCGAUCAGACCAGCGUGUGCACCGCGUUCCUCGACCUCUCCACGGUGUACGGGAGUGACGAGUGCCGCGAGAGGGACCUGAGACUGUACUUUGGGGGGAUGAUGGUGGAGGUGAAGCCGGGGAACUCCCGGAGAGGUUUUCCUCCCACGACGGACGCCCAUCACUUCGAGGAUUGCCGCAGCGACAAGAAUAAAUGUUUCCUCGCUGGUGACGACAGGAACAACGAGCACCUGGCCUUGAUGGUGAUACACACACUGUUCUUCAGGGAGCACAACCGCCUCGCCACCCACCUGUCUGCCCUCAACCCUCACUGGGGCGACGAGACCAUCUUCCAGGAGGCACGUCGAAUCAACAUUGCACAGUAUCAACAUAUUGUCUACAGUGAGUUUCUGCCAGUACUGCUCGGCCAACAGAAGAUGGCCGACUACCGCCUUACUCCGGAGAAGUCGGGAUACUAUCAGGGCUACGACGCUCGGGUCAACCCAGGAGUACUAAACGAGUUCGCUACGAGUGCCUUUAGAGUGGGUCACACCAUGGUACCUAAUCGGCUGUUUCUCCUAGACCACAACUACUUCCCGCUGGCCUCUGUUCCUCUCGUCCACACCUUCCACAACUCCUCCCUGGCGCUGAAGCCUGGUAUGUCUGACACCGUGGUGCGUGGACUAGUGGGGACAAGGCUUGAGGCCGUCGACCUACGCUUUGAGGGGGCCAUCCUGAACCAGCUCUUCCAGGGGCUCCACACUGCUCCCCAAGACCUCUUCGCCAGGAACAUCGCCAGAGGUCGAGAUCACGGGAUUGGGCCUUACAUCAAGUAUCGGGCAGCGUGUGGUGGUGAGGCUGCCACCUCAUUCGACGACCUACUCCGUGUAAUGUCACAGUCAGCCGUGGCCGCCCUUCGUCAGGCUUAUGCUCAUGUUGAAGAUGUGGACCUCUUCCCUGGGGGUCUGGCGGAGAAUCAUGUACCAGGAGGUCUGGUGGGGCCAACAUUCGCCUGCAUCAUCGCCUACCAGUUUCUCAACUCCCGACGUGGCGACAGGUUCUGGUAUGAGAACGCUGACGCAGGGCUGACACCUCCUCAGCUUCACGACGUCCGCACUUCCUCCUCCUUGGCUCGCCUCGUCUGUGACAACUUGGAUGAAGACGACGCUAGAAUUCCUGCCAAUGUAUUCUUCCUCCCUUCUAAGAGAGAGAACCCCUUGAAGUUGUGUGACCAGCUGGCUUCCCUUGACCUGACCCUAUGGGAGGAGGAACACUACCCUCUUCAGGUGGAAUGUGCUUACAGGGGUCAACUUCACCCUCCUGGCAGAUACGUCCACGUCUCUCCCUGUCUCGUCUGUCUCUGUCUCUCCCACGGCCAUAUGCGCUGUAAGCCUCAACUGUCUGGCUGUCAACAGCCAAACCAGGACGAACACUGCCAGCUGCUGUGUUGACGAGCCUUCCUCGUCCCCUCAACACUGGUGACAAGAUGGUCUAGCACACAGCGGCUCUCCCGUCUAAGAAUAUUACGCUUGUCUUCUGAAAAUUUUUGAAAACAUAUCAUUCUGUAUCGUCUUUUGGUUAUUAUAAUAAAGAGGAAUAUUUAUUAAA
Molecule: messenger RNA, 2642 nt
Organism: Homarus americanus (American lobster)
Lineage: Eukaryota; Metazoa; Arthropoda; Malacostraca; Decapoda; Nephropidae
Product: peroxidase-like
Exons: 17
Coding region: 32-2485 (817 amino acids)
Biological process (GO): response to oxidative stress
Molecular function (GO): heme binding; peroxidase activity
Source: RefSeq, a predicted model, not a curated record